UCUCCCUCUCUCUGUCUCUAGUUCAAGGUGUUUAAACAAUACCAUAAACCUAGGAAUUGAAAUCAUCACUCUCCACCCAUUUGAGGUUUCAUCUUCAAUUCCUUAUUUCUUUAUGGCAAACACCGAUUCUACUCCAGCUGUUCCUGCUUCUUCUACUUCCCCUCUCUCCACUAGGAAAGAGAAUGUGACACCGGCUAGCACCAAAAUUGCGGAACUAACUGAAUCAAGGCAAGAGUUGCUCAAUAGGAUUCAGAGUUUGAAAACAGAUCUUCAAAGCUGGAGAUAUAAGUUGGAUGGCCAAGUAAAGGUCUAUCGCGAUGAACUGUCGGAGCUCAAGAAAUCGCUGAAUGUUGAAGUGGAUCAACUUAGAUCUGAAUUUCAAGAGUUAAAAACAACUCUUCAGCAACAGCAGGAAGAUGUCACUACCAGCUUAAGAAACUUAGGGCUUCAGGAUGCCUCCGAAGAACCAAAAGAGGCUGAAGAUGCCAAGCCUGAUAAAAAUGAAGAGAAUGCUCAGGAUUUGCCAAAGGACAGUGGUAAAGAUACUGAGGCAGUAGAGUAAAUUUCACCUUCCCUAAACUUCAUCUUCUCCGAUGAGAUAUGGUUGGGCUAGGUUAGGAAGUGUUCUCUUAUUCUCAUCUAUGAUGAGAUCAAGUCUUUCAUUCUAGGAGGUUUGGUGAAUGACCCCCUUUUAUCCCAACUGUUAGUUCAAGGUUUUUACUUGUACUGCUAUUGACUUGCAUAUUUCAUGAGGGGCACACUAGUGGCUAGCUAUGUUACUUUUCCAAUACUUGGGAGCUUUUCUAAAAUUUGAAACCCUACACUGUCAAAUUUCCCUCUAUUCUUGACCUUUAUGGGGGUAUAAGGAUGAAUGGAAAUUGUUGAAAGAUGCUAGAAAAUUUUGAUAUCUAA
This is a messenger RNA of Lycium ferocissimum, 912 nucleotides long. RefSeq lists its product as uncharacterized. The transcript has 7 exons. The record is from RefSeq and is a predicted model, not a curated record. The coding region runs from base 113 to 562 and encodes 149 amino acids. NCBI's taxonomy places the organism in Eukaryota, Viridiplantae, Streptophyta, Magnoliopsida, Solanales, Solanaceae.